CAUCUGGGAGCAAAACACCAGCUAGCCUAAAUACAUUUUACACCAGAAGACCAAAGGAGGGGACUAACAGACGGUCGGGACAGUUAACGAAUCUUUGAAUAAGUGUCCAUUAUGAAUCCAGUUUACAGCCCUGCACCAACAGGGGUCCCCUUUACCAAUACUAAGGGCAUAGGCUACCCAGCUGGAUUCCCUGUUGGCUACGCAGCAGCUGCUCCAGCAUACACUCCCAAUAUCUAUGCAGGAGCGAACGCAGCCUUCCCCAGUGGCUAUGCUCCAGGCACUCCUUUCAAAAUGUCCUGCUCUCCCAACACCGGGACUGUCCCACCCUACUCCUCCUCACCCAGUCCUUACCCUGCUGCCGUUUACCCGGUCAGGAGCACCUACCCCCAACAGAACCCCUAUGCACAGGCACUAAUACCAUCACAACAACAAGGCACUUAUUACACACAGCCACUGUAUGCUGCACCGCCUCAUGUUAUCCAUCACACUACAGUGGUCCAGCCGAAUGGGAUGCCUGCAGCCAUGUACGCCCCGCCCAUGCCUCCUCCCCGACACAACAGUGUCGCCAUGGGGAUGGUAGCCGGCACCACCAUGGCCAUGUCAGCUGGAACUUUGUUGACAACUCCAUCACCAGCGUCUGUUGCCCCUCACCCAGUCACGAUGCCCACAUACCGGCCUCCUGGCACACCCAGCUACAGCUACGUGCCCCCACAGUGGUGAAGAGAGGGAAGCACCUUGAACUAAUGACUAAGGAGAAAUCUGGACUCAGUGGCUGGACCAGUUGGGAACCUUUGCUCUUAAACCUCCACCUUAAUCAGAUUUGAAGUUGAUAUUCCUACAUGUCAUUCUCUCAGCAGGUCAGAGGAUGGUAGAUAUGCAUUCACACUCUACUCCAGUGUUUAUUGCUCUUGGUGAAGACCUGCCCUGCCAGUGUCUGCAACCAGUUACUCUUCUUCCAGCAUAAUGUGAAUCUAAAACCCAACUACAUAGAAAGAGGCCCAUUUGGAUAGGAGGGGGUGAAGAAUAGGCCCAUCCCCAUGACCCCCUCUCAAUGGAAUAAGGCUGCAUUCCAUGUCACACCCCAGCGCCAGCACCUCUACAACCUGCUGCAUAUCACACAUAAAAACAGCAAUGCCUCCAUGCAAACUUUAUUUUGUGGACUGUCAUGCAGGUUUUUAUAGCUUAAAGUGGUGAAAAGGGAGUUAGGAGUUGUUUUUUUGUUGUUCAUUUUAAUCUGGGGGAUACAUAUGAUGUUGAAUGCAUGUGUAUAUAUAGAUAUAUGAAGUAAUGCUAGCGCAAUCUACCUGCUGUGACAGAUGCAAAAUCAACAAAAGGCACACAUCCAAAGGAACUAAAAAAAAAAAAAGAAAAAGUAAUAAUCUGCAAUGCUGAAUCACCAGUGACCAUGUCUUACAUGUGAAAGAAGAAAA
Plectropomus leopardus (leopard coralgrouper) is the source of this 1430-nucleotide messenger RNA. It is a transcript of the gene fam168b, whose product is annotated as family with sequence similarity 168 member B. The record is from RefSeq and is a predicted model, not a curated record. Lineage: Eukaryota; Metazoa; Chordata; Actinopteri; Perciformes; Serranidae.